AUGCGCGUUGAUACGGCAGAGCGUCCGCAGGAGGAUCCACUCUUCGCUUCGCCAGACGACCCGCAUUUAACUCCUCCAUUAUACAAUCAGCUUUCUGAACACCCGCUUGGGGCCAUUAACGCUCCCGAGGAUGACGAGCAAAUGCGGUGCUUCAACUGUGGCGAAUUGGGGCAUCGCCUGCAAACCUGUACCGAGCGACGUGACAGGCAGCGCAUCGCGUCCGCCCGCAUGCGCUUCGAAGAAGACGGCCUAUUGAACUCUCCGUGGGGCUCCCUCACCGGCCACUCGAGCAUAGAGCGGCGCCUCGCAAUGCUCAUGACGUUUUCUCCUGGAGAGGUGCGGGGCACCGUCUUGCGCGAUGCUCUUGGCCUACUUGAUUAUCGCGAUCGUGGUUAUCAUGCACCAUGGCUGGCAAAUAUGGCCCAGUGGGGAUAUCCGCCUGGCUGGUGCUCAUCGUAUGACCCCAUGGUCUUCCUACAGCACCAUGUCGUGACUGGCGGACAAGAUGGCGGUGCUUCAAAAUUAUUCAUUUUUGGCGAUGCUGAGGUCGAACUUCUUGAUUUGAGCAAUGCCAUCAAGCCCCUCGAGGCGGCACCUACACCAGAUUGCGAGGUGACUGAACAGCGCAUGCCCAGUACCAGAAGGCCACCUUACAUGUUCCCACCUCGACGACGCUGGGUAUUCUACCCAUUUAGUGACGAACUCCCUGUCUAUGACGGACGACACCUGCCUUCCAUGGGCAUCAAUAUCUCACUGAUGGCUGUCCCUCGGCCAUUCUACCCUGUUUCGCCGUCAUUGCUUACGAUACCUCCCCCUCCAUCUUUAGCCCCUCCUCCGCCUCCUCCCGGUUCUCCCCCGCCUUUGCCCAUUAGCUCACCUCCACCUCUUCCUCCUACAGAAAACGUCCGGAACGAUAUUCUCACAACCAGCGCUUCCGCCGAGGGCGAAUCAGACAUGGAAAUAUCAUCAGACUCGGAUUCUUAA
This is a messenger RNA of Peniophora sp. CBMAI 1063, 984 nucleotides long. NCBI's taxonomy places the organism in Eukaryota, Fungi, Basidiomycota, Agaricomycetes, Russulales, Peniophoraceae. The record is from the annotation of a GenBank genome assembly.